CUGCCCUGCAUCAAGCUGCUCUUGGCUCCGCUCCCCCCCCCCAUCCGCAUCCCACCCGUCGACUCCCCGAGGACAUGAGCCGGUCGACGGUGCGCACCAACAGCGCCGCCAGGGCGUCUGCUCCCGCAUCGUCGGCUCGACGCACAGCGAACCCGUCGGCCUCCAAUCGUCCGCCGCUAUCGUCGUCUUCCUCGUCGGCAUCGCUGGCUUCGUCGUCGUCGCAGGGCAGAACACAUCCACGGGCACCGCCAAAGCAUGCCAAGCCGGCCUCUCCGCAAGUGCCGCGCUCGAUCCUGUCUCCAUCGAAGCAGUCGCAGUCCGUCGCUGCCCGGAGCCUGCACAGCUUAUCGAAUCAUCCUCGUGCCCACGAGUCGGGCAGUGGGCUUUCCGAAUCGUUCGAGACAGACGAUCUCGAAGACCACCAGCCUGUCGUUGUGUCGUCGGCCGGUCCAGGCUCUCCACGCAAGCCAAAUCCAACUCCCCCGCGCUCAUCUUCUCCCUCGCACGAGCCUCUCCAGCCUGGCAAAGUGCCCCGGUCCCCUGAAGCCUCACUUCCCGAUAAUCUCGACGACUACGAUGCUAUAUUCAAGCCUCGUCCCAAAGUUGUCGACGAUCGCCGCAUUAUCCAGACACCUCCUCCUUCGGUACCCGCUGUAGAGGCUUCCAUCAGCACCGUCACCCGCACUACUCUGCCAUCUCAUUAUCAUCAAGAUCGUCCUCAGCCGCAGCCGCAGCCCCUGCAACAACAGCAGCAAUCUCAACUGGCACAUCAUCGUCGACCCGACGCCGCUGCUGAGCCAAUCUCAUAUGGUAGUCGACCACAUACUCCUCAGAGUCAACAUCAACAGGACCAACGCUAUCAGCAACCUCAGCAGGUGUUCCCGUUUCGGAGCCGUCGCGAGCCGUUGGCGGAGCAGCUGCAGCAGAUGUCAAGUUACCACCAUCAGAACUCUCUACCCAGCCAGAAACAGCAGCAACAGCAGCAGGUGGAUCGAACAGCGGCCCAGUUGUACUUUGAGAGACCCAGUCAGAACUACGCGCCGCAGAGCUACCAAGACCCAUCGGCAGCUUGGGAGCUCGCCCAUCGUCCUGCGACCGAUGCAGCCGCCAACCAACGCACGGCGCCUAUCGAGCGCUCUCGGUCGCCCUCACCACAGUCGCAUUCGCCUCACGCUGCCGCUGGCGACCACCGGGCGCUUCCAGGUGGAUAUGUCUUGCCGGCGGGUUCGCCCAAGCUCCCUGUUCCCGAACUUGCGCCUACGUCGCCACGGCAGCCCGAGCCGGUGUCUGCAGCAUCGGCGCGAUCCCAGUCCGAUCUACCGAGCGCUAGGGCCACUUUUGCGCAUCCCACAAGAGAUGGAUCGGUUGUCCUGGACAACGCAGCGUCAGCCCGUCCCGCCAAGUUGAAUGGCAUCAGUAGCGCUGCCGACAUUACACGAGGCGUCGACACUCUCACACUUCGACAAGAUCCCCCAAAAGCCCCUCCUGCCUCGACGCUAUCCCCGACUGCGGAAGAGUCCUCGUCAUCCGACUCAUCAGCACUGCUGCAGUUCUUCCGCAAUCUGGAGUCGCGGCGAAAGGAUCGCAACCAGCGCGACGCUGCAUCCAGCAGGAACGAAAUCGUGCGCACAACCGAAACUGCAAAAGAGGCCAUCGAGCUCUCCGACCGUCUCGACCAACUAGCGCAGGCCAUUCCAUCCCGCCGGGUGGGUUCUGAGCUUGCCACCAAAAUCGAUUCGAUUCGGUUGGGCGUCAAUCACAGUAUCCCAAGCCCAGAAGAUCCACAUGCCACUUCCGGCCCGAUCCUCAUCAACGGAUUAGGCGUAUCGGUCAAUUCGGAUGUCCGCUCUGUCCGAGAUACUUCCCAGCCGAGCGAGCGUCUCCUUCACUCGACCUCAGAAAUGCAUCCAAUCGACGAAGAGGAGAUGGAGCAACUCAACGAGUCACUGGUUGUGAUGGCUCGAUUGGACUCCAAGGUAGAUCGGAUGCAAAAACAGGUCAAAGAGAUGCGGAGAUACUUCAAGGCAUUGCUGUUGGAGGAAGAGGCCAAAUGCUAUCCCGCGGUGGUCAAAAUCCAAGCCGUCUACCGCGGCUACCGGACCCGCAAACUCCUGGGCCCGAAUCUCUAUUCGUGGAUGCGAGACCCGUCACGACCCGACCGGGUGCGAUAUAUGUCUCUCGAGUCUCUGUGGACGACGUGUGAAGGGAUUAGAGGCCCACCAUACAAAAUCCACAGUACAGACGCUCGCGCGCUGAAGAGCUGCAUCAAGAUCCAAGCGUGCUAUCGCGGCCAUAUGGUGCGCCGCCGAGUCCAGACAUACAUCCAGGGCCAUUAUGCAGCCACAAGGAUUCAAGCAGCCUGGCGGGGCUAUUCCGUGCGGACCUUUGAGCACCCUGAUCUGCCCUUCAAGAUCAUGAAGGGCAUCGUGAACUCGCAGCACCACGCAAUCCGCAAACUCCAGGACCAGAUACAGGCUCAAGGAGACCGUGCCCGGCUGAAACAGCAUGCCUUUGAGCAGCAACUGCAGCAGCAGCGCCUCGAACACCAGCGCCAGCUACAGAACCAUAUCAGCCACCAUGCCGAGUGCGAGUUGCGUUGGCAGAGCGACCUCGACCAGCUUCGCAGCCAAGUUGCUCAUCUUGUCGGCAUCAUCUGCGGAGGAAAUACGCCGUCCGUGACUGCGCCCAAGGGCGAGACCGCUGCUGUGAACGGGCCCGGGGCCUCCAUCGAGAGUCCUGCUGUUCUGGUGGAUGUAUCGGCCCAACUUCCUCCGCCAUCGCCAUCACCGUCAUCGUCGUCAUCAGCCGCGUCAUCUCGCGCUCGACCCCCAGGAGCCCUGCCCCCACGCUCUGCAUCCCCGCGCAUCGUUAUAUCUGGAGAGCUUGGUGCAGAUCUGGAGCUUGGAGCGGCCGUGGCUGCGGCCGUAGCUGCAGCCAGCGCGCCGCAAAUCAAAAAGGCCGCCUCCAAGCCAGGGGAGUUCACAACGCAACCAAAGCGAAGCGGGACACCCCGUUCUUGAGUCAUGUGUGUCAUGUGUGUCACUCUUCUCUGGGUGCUGAAUACACGCCCAUCCGUCCAUCGCCCA
Messenger RNA from Polychytrium aggregatum, 3086 nucleotides. RefSeq lists its product as uncharacterized. NCBI's taxonomy places the organism in Eukaryota, Fungi, Chytridiomycota, Chytridiomycetes, Polychytriales. Gene Ontology annotation, molecular function: protein binding. The record is from RefSeq and is a predicted model, not a curated record. The transcript is spliced from 8 exons. The coding region runs from base 75 to 3020 and encodes 981 amino acids.